ACUUUUCCUCUAUUCUUUCCAUUCUCUCUCUCUCUCUCUCUAACAUUUAUUUCUCUCUCUUCAUAUUUACACAGACACUAGAGAUAUAUACAUACGUGUGUGUGCAGUCAUAAUUGAAUUGAAAUAAUAUCUGCAUUCCAAGUGCUGUUGUUAUUGGUGAAGCAGGGAAGGGCAGAGCAGUAAUUUGAGUAGGAAUGGAAUCACCCAGGACGGUGGAGUCCGGCAGCCGGUCAUCAGGACGAACGUCUGUGAUUGAAUCGAUAAGGGGGUGCACACUGGCCGGAGCGCGGAUUCACAAGGAGGAGCUGCGGAGGAGGAUCACGAUGCCGGAGUAUGUGAGGGUGGCCAUGAGGGAGGCGAUUCAGACCAAGGACUUAGACUCGGUGAAACGCCAUUUUGACUCGACUCACUCCGAAGGAGCCGAGCAAGCAGAGCCGCCAGAGUCGCCACUCGUCGUCUUCAUCAAUUCCAAGAGCGGGGGCCGGCAUGGCCCCGAGCUUAAAGCCCGCUUGGAGGAACUCAUGGGUGAAGAACAGGUUUUUGACCUUCAAGCUGUGAAGCCUCAUGAAUUUGUUCAAUAUGGAUUAAGCUGCCUAGAGAAGUUUGCUGGUCUUGGAGACAUUUGUGCCAAAGAGAUUCGUGAAAAGUUGAGAAUAGUGGUAGCAGGUGGUGAUGGGACUGUUGGAUGGGUCCUUGGCUGUCUUGGAGAGCUUCAUGCAAUGGGUCGAGAGCCAGUUCCACCAACAGGAAUUGUCCCACUUGGUACUGGAAAUGACUUGUCACGUAGUUUUGGUUGGGGUGGUUCAUUUCCAUUUAACUGGAAAUCAGCAAUUAAGAGAAUCCUUGAUAGAGUUACAAGUGCUCCACUCUGCCGUCUAGAUAGUUGGAAACUUGUAAUAUCAAUGCCAGCUGGUGAAGAACUGGAGGCACCUCACUCUUUGAAGUCUGUCGAGGAUUCAACUCUUGACCAGGAACUGGAAAUUGAAGGGCCGUUGCCUGAGAAGCAAUCCUACUAUGAAGGAGUAUUUUAUAAUUAUUUCAGCAUAGGAAUGGAUGCUCAGGUUGCUUAUGGUUUCCACCAUUUACGAAAUGAAAAACCAUACCUUGCCCAAGGUCCUCUUUCAAACAAGUUGAUUUACUCAGGAUAUAGUUGCAAGCAGGGCUGGUUCUUCACCCCUUGUAGCAGUGAUCCAGGAUUAAGGGGACUGAAGAACAUAUUGCGCAUAUAUGUUAAAAAGGUCAAUAGCUCAAAGUGGGACCAAAUUCCUGUCCCAUCAAGUGUUAGAUCCAUUGUUGCUCUAAAUCUUCCUAGCUAUGGAAGUGGAAGGAAUCCUUGGGGUCAUUUGAAGCCAGAUUAUUUGGAGAAGAGAGGUUUUGUUGAAGCCACUGCUGAUGAUGGUUUGCUUGAGAUCUUUGGUCUUAAACAAGGGUGGCAUGCUUCCAUGGUUAUGGUUGAACUCAUCUCUGCCAAACACAUAGCCCAGGCUUCGGCAAUCAGAUUUGAAUUACGAGGGGGAGAAUGGAAAGAAGGUUAUAUGCAGAUGGAUGGCGAGCCAUGGAAACAACCAAUGGACAAAGAAUUUUCAACUUUCAUUGAAAUCAAGAGGGUACCGUUUCAAUCGGUAAUGAUCCAUGGAGAUACCUAGCUAGCUACCUAGAUCUUACAUUCUUCUUUGUUCAUUCAUUCCGAUCCGUUGUUAACCAAAACUGUGUGUCUGUCUGUGUUCACUUCAACUCUAAUUGUUUAGUUCACUUUACUCAUUUAUGUUAUUAUAGUAUGUUGUAUUCUGGAUUCAGAUACACUAAUGCAAAAAAUUUGUUGUGUUGGAACCGUACCA
This is a messenger RNA of Ipomoea triloba (trilobed morning glory), 1838 nucleotides long. Its product is annotated as diacylglycerol kinase 7-like. The transcript has 12 exons. The record is from RefSeq and is a predicted model, not a curated record. Gene Ontology annotation, molecular function: ATP-dependent diacylglycerol kinase activity. Bases 195 to 1646 code for a protein of 483 amino acids. NCBI's taxonomy places the organism in Eukaryota, Viridiplantae, Streptophyta, Magnoliopsida, Solanales, Convolvulaceae.